GGUGCUCCCUCAACCAUGAGCAAAAAAGAAAAAAAAGAAGCGAAUGCGACCAAUCGCAGCUCCUCCUCCAUAUUUGCUGGGGAGAAGGACGCCUUGCUUCUUCCUCUAGACGCAAGUAGAGAGAAAAAAGAAAUUAUUCAACUGUGUAGAGUUUAUGGGAUGGAGCCUAAUACCAUCGUAGCUCCUUUCGUCAUGAAGACAUAUCAGAUUGUCAAUGAUCCAGCCACUGACACACUUAUCACCUGGGGCAAAGCCAACAACAGCUUCAUCGUCAUCGACCCUUUAGAUUUCUCCCAGAGAAUCUUGCCUGUUUACUUCAAACACAACAACUUCUCUAGCUUCGUUCGCCAGCUAAACACUUAUGGUUUUAGAAAAGUUGAUCCAGAUAGAUGGGAAUUCGCAAACGAGUGGUUUCUUCGUGGGCAAAAACAGUUGUUGAAGAAUAUAGUUCGUAGAAAGCAUAGCAAGGGCUCGUGUAUGCAAUCUAAAAUCGAGGAUUUUGACAAUGAAGAGCUAGUUAUGGAGAUAGCGAGGUUAAAGCAAGAACAGAGAGUUCUGGAGAAAGAGCUUGAGGGUAUGAACAAACGGUUGGAGGCCACUGAGAGACGCCCUCAACAAAUGAUGUCUUUUCUUUACAAAGUCGUCCAGGACCCUGAUCUUCUCCCUCGCAUGAUACUUCAGAAAGAAAGAACUAGACAGUUAAAUGACAAGAAGCGGCGGUUAAUGAUUUCUCCUUCGUCUUCGUCCUCUGGUGGGGCGGCCGUUUCCAGUUCAGUGAAGUCGGAAGAAGAAGACGGUGGAAACGUAGGGGUAAUAUCGUCUCCAGAAACAGGGUUUUGCCAAUCUUCUCCUUCACCGGAGACAAAUAUCAUAAGGUGGUUGGGAGAAGGGAACUAUGGUUGUGAGUCGGCGCCUAAUCCAUUAACGUCGAUUGCGAUGGGUGAAGGGAUUGGGAAUACUGUAACGGUGGCAAUGUCUCAGCCAGAAAAUAGCUCGAUAGGUUGUGGCGGUGACAAGGUUGGGCAAAUAAGCUAUUUUGGAGAACUGGCGGCGGGCGUGGAGGCUAGACCACCACCGCCUUAUCCAUUUUCGCUUUUAGGUGGUGGCUUUUAGCUUUUUGUAUUCACAAGAUUUAUCUUGGAUUCUAUCUUUGUAUUAAUUUUUGCUUUUUGGGUUAUAUUGCUUUAUUUUUCUUCUUUCUCCUAAUAAUUAUUGUAUAAACAAGUGAUUCAAUAACGUUGUUAAUUAUACAGUUUA
Manihot esculenta (cassava) is the source of this 1257-nucleotide messenger RNA. RefSeq names its product heat stress transcription factor C-1. Gene Ontology annotation, molecular function: DNA-binding transcription factor activity; RNA polymerase II cis-regulatory region sequence-specific DNA binding. The record is from RefSeq and is a predicted model, not a curated record. Bases 16 to 1113 code for a protein of 365 amino acids. Lineage: Eukaryota; Viridiplantae; Streptophyta; Magnoliopsida; Malpighiales; Euphorbiaceae. Gene Ontology annotation, biological process: regulation of transcription by RNA polymerase II. Gene Ontology annotation, cellular component: nucleus. The transcript is spliced from 2 exons.